AUGAGCUGCGAUGCUUACACCCGCUACCAGAAAGGCAGGUAUACGGAGGUUGAGAGAGACGAGGACGCCACCGAAGAAGUAGAAGUAGAGAGACUGUUUCUCACGGCAUUCGAGCAUAAGGACGGACCUAUCGAGUCUGCUGCAACGCUGCCAACUUGUCCAAAAACAUGUAAGUCUUGCCUUGAACAUUACCGCCCUUUGCAGUGGCAGGAGACAUGGGCGUGGUUGGAGUACAACUUCACGUAUGAGGAUGAGAAAACUGAAGAGAUUGUGCGUGAACAUGUCGACAAAGCGCGUGCCUCGCUUGCAAAUGUUCGUGACAAGCUCGAGCGAUUCGGCAAUGCCAUCGCGAAGCGGUGGAUGAAGAAGAACAUGUCGAAACGAGCAUCACUGCUGCGUACGGCUUCACCCUCUCUACACAACAAGCGCUGGGCUGCUGCAGAUCUUGUGUACAGGUCGCAGAAGCUGAAUCAGGAGGACUGGCAGCGUUAUCAUGAAGCCUGGCUCCUACCAUAUCUAGACGUGGACACUCUGGCCAAAGACCCAGCCAACCUACUAGCGCUACUCCACUUUCGCACGCACCACACACUUCAAAACUGGUUUCGGUUUGACUAUGAGCAGAUCCGUAUACCCUUUCUGGAAGGAACAAUCGGACUGGCGUACAAUCCUCACUGCGUUGUGGUGCAUGGUAACAGAUACGGCGACUUAGUACAGUGGGAGCGAAAGGCUGCUCAUCGGGGCGAUAUGGUUGGUUUACCGCGUGCUGAAGUUACGCUCGAAGCUCAGGAGGCUCUUGCUGCUUUUCUCGAGGCAGUCGUGAAUCUUCCGCUCGAACAGGAUGCUCCGGAGGGUGGUGAGAAGUGGACCGCGUUGGUAGAGACUGAUUUCAAUCGGCCACAAUCCGACUGUCUGCUGGCAUCGUUUGCUAGCACUGCAUUCGGGCCACCGCCCGUCUGGGACACUAGAAGCAUGGCUGCAUCGGUCAAGGCGCGUGUAGCGAUCGUGAAAGUUGCGAUCGAAUGUACACAGACCGAGCCAGAGCAUGUCCGAGCUCUCGUGCGGCGCACGAAGAACGCUGUCUCAUUCUCGAAGCAAUCCGAAUUUGUGCAGCAGCAGCAAAUCGUUCGCAUUGUCAUGCGAGACUAUAAUAUUCUCGCUUACAUGAACGCUGUAUUCGAUGAUCUGACCCGUCUGGCAAGGGUUGGCAAGGAGAACGUCGUGGCCGGUCGUGCUCGAACAGCGAAGCACGAGGUAGCACUGCAACUGCUCACAAUAUCCGUGGAUGACAUAAUACAGAUCCUCAUGAGAGACAUCUGGAACGAAACAAUGCAAGUGUCGAGUUUUGAGAGUCGCGGCUGCCCAUGUGGCAACAGACACCUCCUUUGUGAGCCAAGGGACCUCCACAAUGAUGAUCCGCUCUUCUGGUGUAUAUGGCAGAUCUGCACCCAUCAAGAGCAUGGCGGUUUUGACUUGAAAUUCCUGCUUGGCCACCUUUACCAGGUCAUCGAUGGAGGCUCUCGUAAGGAGAAAGCUCGUAUCAGUCCGAACAUGCAGAUUCUCCUAGAAGACCUUGCUGUAUUCGUGAACAUCUGGGACGGCAUACGUCUGCACUGCCCGCAUCCCAUACGCAUCAUGUAUGGGCACGGGCGUAACGAGAUCGGGAUGCAAUGGAAGGACGACAAAGAGUGGUAUAUCAACUGUACUGCCAAUGCGGAAGCCCUAGCCGGACCCGAGGACUUCCUCGAGCCGUUGAUGAUCUUAGCUGGGCUUCCUGCUCCGAAGAGCAAAGCGGAGGAUGCGCCGGGCGACCUGCUCAGAUACGCCACCGCACAAACAGCUCUUGAUGAGUUCUGGGCGUGGGUAUGUCAGGCGCAUCGAUACUUCUUCGAAGAUGUGUGCAUGUCGGAGGAGCGUAUCAGACUCUAUCUUCGUCCCAUACUGGCGAGGGAGAACAAGCGGCAUGUUGCGAGUAUGAGAACAGUGACCAAGAAGCUGCGCACAAUCGUGGUCGGCGAGACACCGGGCAGGUCGACUCAGGAUAAUGCUGAAAAGGAUGCGCGGACGGCCGGCAAACGUGAUAUCAAGAAUCUAUCCAUCGAGCUGGCAUCGUGCCGACGGGAGUCUCAAACGGUCUGGGGCUCGACGGACUCUCCGAGUACUCCAGUAGCAACACCAAAGGAGAAAGUCAAGACUAGACCAGCGGUAGCUGAUACCCCGUCACCUGCCGUCGCAGACGCACCGCCACAGCCCUCAGCACCGCCCAUCGCUGGGAACAAGGUCCUAGUGUCAUCAGAGAGCCUCACACUUUUCGACCGGAUGUUUGAUUCUCUCGCCGCCUCAAAGCACACCGCUUGCGUAGCCUGGGAAGACUUUCUCGCAGCCAUGACGGACGCUGGAUGCGGGAUCGAGCAGAAAGGUGGCUCGGCAGUGGCUUUUUGGGUGGCGGCUAAGAGAGAGGGGACGGUGAUUGUGCAUCGUCCUCAUCCGGAUCCGAAGAUCAACCCGAUUAUGCUUAGGGACUGCGGGAAGAAGUUGACGAAGUACUUUGGCUGGGACGAGGAUAGCUUUGUGUUGCGUUCGAAGGAGGAUGAGAAGGAGAAGAGUGAACGGGAAGCUUGGAUCCUGGGUUGUGGACGCGGGUAG
This is a messenger RNA of Recurvomyces mirabilis, 2643 nucleotides long. RefSeq lists its product as uncharacterized. Lineage: Eukaryota; Fungi; Ascomycota; Dothideomycetes; Mycosphaerellales; Teratosphaeriaceae. The coding region runs from base 1 to 2643 and encodes 880 amino acids. The record is from RefSeq and is a predicted model, not a curated record. The transcript has a single exon.